Molecule: messenger RNA, 1525 nt
Organism: Arabidopsis lyrata subsp. lyrata
Lineage: Eukaryota; Viridiplantae; Streptophyta; Magnoliopsida; Brassicales; Brassicaceae
Product: spermidine synthase 2
Exons: 8
Coding region: 84-1292 (402 amino acids)
Biological process (GO): spermidine biosynthetic process
Cellular component (GO): cytosol
Molecular function (GO): spermidine synthase activity
Source: RefSeq, a predicted model, not a curated record
AAAAAAAAAAAGCUGUCAUGAUUGAUUUCAAUUAUUCAGAGAUAUCAUCAUAACAAAAUAAUGAAAAUUUCCUUAUUCGCGUAAUGAAUUUAAUAAUAAAUUUAUUAUUAUUUGAAAAUGAUUUUAUAACAGUCGAAAUCGUACGGCAGAUAUUUGUUGGCCCCUCCUCUUAUAUCAUCAUCAACAACUCUCACAAGACAACAAAGCCCACAGAGAUAGAGACACACACUAAAACCCUAAUCUCUCACUCACUGUCUCUCUUAGCAUCCAUGUCUUCAACACAAGAAGCUUCCGUUACUGAUUUACCCGUGAAGAGACCUAGAGAAGCAGAGGAGGACAAUAACGGCGCCGCCAUGGAAACAGAGAACGGUGGAGGAGAAAUAAAGGAGCCUUCUUGUAUGUCCUCUGUUAUUCCUGGAUGGUUCUCUGAGAUCAGUCCUAUGUGGCCAGGAGAAGCGCAUUCUCUGAAAGUAGAGAAGAUUCUCUUCCAAGGAAAAUCAGAUUAUCAAGAUGUUAUUGUUUUCCAGUCUGCAACAUAUGGAAAGGUUUUGGUUUUGGAUGGAGUGAUUCAACUCACUGAGAGAGAUGAAUGUGCGUAUCAAGAAAUGAUCACUCACCUUCCCUUGUGCUCUAUCUCUAACCCCAAAAAGGUCUUAGUUAUUGGAGGAGGAGAUGGAGGAGUCUUACGGGAAGUGGCACGUCAUAGUUCUGUUGAGCAGAUUGACAUUUGUGAAAUUGAUAAAAUGGUGGUUGAUGUGGCUAAGCAGUAUUUCCCUAAUGUAGCAGUUGGAUAUGAGGAUCCUCGUGUCAACCUCAUCAUUGGCGAUGGUGUUGCUUUCUUGAAAAAUGCUGCUGAAGGAACUUAUGAUGCAGUUAUUGUUGAUUCAUCGGACCCGAUUGGUCCAGCCAAAGAGCUAUUUGAGAAACCUUUCUUUGAGUCAGUGAAUAGAGCUCUUCGUCCUGGUGGAGUUGUGUGCACACAAGCAGAAAGCUUGUGGCUUCACAUGGACAUCAUCGAAGACAUUGUUUCGAAUUGCCGUGAGAUCUUUAAAGGAUCUGUUAACUACGCUUGGACCAGCGUUCCAACUUACCCGAGCGGAGUCAUUGGAUUCAUGCUUUGUUCAACUGAAGGACCACAUGUCGAUUUCAAGAAGCCAGUGAAUCCAAUAGAUGCUGAUGAAAGCUCUAGCAAAUCACAUGGACCCUUGAAGUUUUACAACGCUGAGAUUCACUCUGCCGCUUUCUGCUUACCCUCUUUUGCUAAGAAGGUGAUUGAUUCGAAAGCCAACUAGAAAGAGAAGAGAAAUCGUUUACUUAUGAAAAAUUUCGCGUAGAGAUGAAUCAUGAUGAUGUUGAUGAAUAAAAAGUUUCAGUUUUUAUAAUGUAAUGUUUCUUCGUUGCUCAACAAUGGUCUGUGACUGCACUGAGAUGCAACUAGUAAUUACUAUCCAUCUCUGUUUAUUUGCCUUGAACAAUUUUCAUAUAAAUCUAUAAUACAUAUAUGUAUAUGUUUGAAUUUUGAAAA